Molecule: messenger RNA, 916 nt
Organism: Lepisosteus oculatus (spotted gar)
Lineage: Eukaryota; Metazoa; Chordata; Actinopteri; Semionotiformes; Lepisosteidae
Gene: folr
Product: folate receptor
Cellular component (GO): external side of plasma membrane
Molecular function (GO): signaling receptor activity
Source: RefSeq, a predicted model, not a curated record
UUCAAGAGCGAGUCUGAUGUUUCAUCAAAAUCUUAUUCUCAAGGCAAGUUUUAUUUUGUUUUAGCCAAAGGAGGUGGAAGAAUACUUUGUUGAAUGAGAAAGCAGCCUGGAAUCUCAUUGUGAGCACACGGCUUCAAGAGAAAUGCUGGGUGUGACCUUGCUGUUGGCCCUGGUUUCUGUGGCGGUGUCUGAGGAUAUUUUAAACAAGUGCAUGGAUGGCAAACAUCAUAAAAAAACUCCUGGAGCUGAGGGCAAACUUUUUCAGCAGUGUAAGCCGUGGAAGAGCAACGCCUGCUGCACAGCAAACACCACUGAGGAGGCACACGAAGACAACUCGUACCUCUACAACUUCAACUGGAACCACUGCGGCAUCAUGUCGAGCUCCUGCAAGAGACACUUCAUUCAGGACACCUGCUUCUAUGAGUGCUCCCCUCAUCUGGGUCCCUGGAUUCAGAAGGUGAACCAGUCGUGGCGGAACGAGCGAAUUAUCGAUGUUCCCAUUUGCAAAGAAGACUGUAACGGGUGGUGGGAGGACUGUAAGAAUGACUUAACCUGCAAAGAAAACUGGCACAAGGGCUGGGAUUGGAGCACAGGUACAAACAUUUGCCCAGCUGGGACAAAGUGCAGGAAAUUCACUGACGUUUUCCCCACGCCUCAGAGCAUGUGUGAGAAGAUCUGGUCCCGUUCCUAUGCUUACAGCAUGUUUGAGAGAAGCAGUGGGCGCUGUAUGCAGAUGUGGUUUGACGAGGGCACAAAUCCCAAUGAAGACGUUGCGCGAUAUUAUGCUGUAGAAAAAGGCUUGAUUAAUGGGGCCGCAUCCUUUAGUCUUCCAGCCUCCCUGUUUGGCCUCUUAGCAUUUCUUUCAUUGCUGUUGUUCUGAGUUAAAAUGUUUUAAUAAAAUAAUUGUUUCUAUUUA